Manduca sexta (tobacco hornworm) is the source of this 2253-nucleotide messenger RNA. RefSeq names its product NADH dehydrogenase [ubiquinone] flavoprotein 1, mitochondrial (gene ND-51). The record is from RefSeq and is a predicted model, not a curated record. Gene Ontology annotation, molecular function: FMN binding; 4 iron, 4 sulfur cluster binding; NAD binding. Gene Ontology annotation, biological process: mitochondrial electron transport, NADH to ubiquinone. The transcript is spliced from 8 exons. Lineage: Eukaryota; Metazoa; Arthropoda; Insecta; Lepidoptera; Sphingidae. The coding region runs from base 67 to 1503 and encodes 478 amino acids.
UCUGUAUAUGGGAUAUUAGUGUUUCAAUGUGGUAUUAUUUUUUUGAAGUCGUCAAAUUCGUGAAAAAUGGCUGGUGCGCUGGCUAGAGUUAUUCAGGGUUCAAAAACGCAAUUGGGCAUUAUUGGCCCAUUGGCGAACUUGAACAAUGUUCCGGUGCGGUAUCAACAGACUCAGGCUCCUCCAGCCAAGGCGAAGUAUGGCCCUCUUGCCGACGCCGACAGAAUAUUCACCAAUUUGUAUGGACGACAUGAGUGGAGGCUCAAGGGCGCCUUGGCCCGAGGGGAUUGGUAUAAAACUAAGGAAAUCCUUCUGAAAGGAACGGACUGGAUCGUCAAUGAAAUGAAAACGUCAGGCCUUCGUGGUCGCGGAGGUGCUGGUUUCCCCACUGGCAUGAAGUGGUCAUUCAUGAACAAGCCUUCCGAUGGCCGUCCAAAAUACCUGGUAGUGAAUGCUGAUGAAGGAGAGCCUGGCACUUGCAAAGACAGGGAGAUCAUGCGCCACGACCCGCACAAGCUUGUGGAGGGGUGUCUGAUCGCCGGCAGGGCUAUGGGCGCUCAAGCAGCCUACAUUUAUAUCAGAGGAGAGUUCUACAAUGAAGCCAGUAAUCUGCAGGUGGCCAUUGCUGAGGCAUACCAAGCUGGCCUGAUCGGUAAGAACGCGUGCGGUUCCGGCUACGAUUUCGACGUGUUCGUACACCGCGGCGCAGGCGCAUACAUCUGCGGCGAGGAGACCGCCCUCAUCGAGUCCAUCGAAGGGAAACAGGGCAAGCCGCGCCUCAAGCCUCCAUUCCCCGCUGACGUCGGCCUGUUCGGUUGUCCCACUACGGUCAACAAUGUAGAGACCAUUGCUGUUGCGCCGACCAUCUGUCGUCGCGGCGGCAAAUGGUUCUCGUCGUUCGGCCGCACGCGUAACUCCGGCACCAAGCUGUUUAACAUCUCCGGCCACGUGAACACUCCCUGCACCGUCGAGGAGGAAAUGAGCAUUCCCCUCAAGGAGUUGAUCGAGCGACACGCUGGAGGCGUCACCGGUGGCUGGGAUAAUCUGCUUGCCAUUAUACCUGGAGGCUCGUCCACGCCACUUAUACCUAAGGACGUGUGCGAGACUGUGCUGAUGGACUUCGACGGUCUAGUCGCGGCGCAGACGUCGCUAGGCACGGCGGCCAUCAUCGUGAUGGACAAGUCGACGGACAUAGUGAAGGCGAUCGCGCGCCUCAUCAUGUUCUACAAGCACGAGUCGUGCGGACAGUGCACGCCGUGCCGCGAGGGCGUGUCCUGGAUGAACAAGAUUAUAUACCGAUUCGUCGAUGGUAACGCGUCGCCGAAGGAAAUCGACAUGCUUUGGGAAAUCUCCAAACAAAUUGAAGGCCACACGAUCUGCGCGCUGGGUGACGGCGCGGCGUGGCCCGUGCAGGGACUCAUCCGUCACUUCCGGCCCGAGCUGGAGCGCCGCAUGCAGGAGUACGCCGCCGCACACGGACCCAGCAAGGCCGAGAGACUGUACUAGAUCAUACUUGUGUUCCAAUCCAUACAUUCGUUAUGAAUCAUGUACGAACGAAUGGGAUUGAAAAUAAUUUGCUUCUCCCUCUGAUAUGACAGGCCACCACAGCAAAAAAUAUUAAGAUUGUUGAUAAAUUAUUACUGUUGAUGUGUGAUAUUUUUAUGUCGACAGUACUACGGACAGCAAUAUAAGUCCCCAUAUCGAAUUAUUUAAUAAUACCGUAACUGCAUUUUCAAUGCCAUUCUUUAUACACGGGUUAGACGAUGUAAACCUCAUAAAGUAGAAAUUGCAUAAGGAAAACGAAAUGGAUUGUCAUGAAAGAUGCAUUACACUUUAUUACCAGAACAAAUGUUUAUUAUUCGACAGUAAUUUACUGUUGUUUGAAAAUAGAUGUUACAAAACAUGUUGCAAUAUUGUAACAACGACGUAAAAUGCGCGGGAAUGUAAAGCUUAUUUAGUCUGUGAUCGUGUAUUGACGUACAUUCCCGUCGGUUAAAGGAAUUUAUUGCUGUAAUUUAUUGAUCUUUUAUUAUUUUCAGUGAUAGUUUCAGUUAAAACCACGUUAUAAUAAAACAGUUUUUUGGUAUCUUUAUUUGGCUCAAAACCUCAAUAACUAUUCCAUUUAUUUACUGUAGCAACACUUAACUCAGUUUUUAUUGUUGGCUACACAAUUCUGGCAUAAGUUCUAUGUAUGGGUGAACACCUUAGUUAAUUUUGUAUAAUAUUGUAAUUAGAAAUAAAACAUCUGAGAUUUAA